AUGGCGCAAAACGCAUCUCCCCUCUACAUUAAACCAAAGUACCGUCAACAUGGUGUAUUCUCGCCCGUUGUAAUUGUUUUGAUGGUCCAGGCCACCUUUGUCACCCACCAUUACGAGAGUGGGUGUGGGCAAGCAGGCAUGUUUAAUGGUGAAGCUCUACCUCGUUCUUAUCAAUGGUCGCCUCAUUGGGCGAGCCCGACUUACAACGCAGUGGAGCGACUCGAGUGGAUGACGAGCGAUUGUGUCAUUGGUGGAGACUGUGGAGCUGUCUCUCCGACUGCAUGA
This is a messenger RNA of Sporothrix schenckii 1099-18, 285 nucleotides long. RefSeq lists its product as uncharacterized. The coding region runs from base 1 to 285 and encodes 94 amino acids. The record is from RefSeq and is a predicted model, not a curated record. NCBI's taxonomy places the organism in Eukaryota, Fungi, Ascomycota, Sordariomycetes, Ophiostomatales, Ophiostomataceae. The transcript has a single exon.